UCCCCUUCAUUUCGCCGUACUGUCUCCCUCUACAACCAAAAAGAUGGCGGAAGCACCUCCAUGGCCCAGACAGUUUUUCUGUCACAGAUGUUCGGAAGAGAUCAGCCCUCGCCUCCCGGAUUACACAUGUCCACGGUGUGAAUCUGGCUUCAUCGAGGAACUGCUGGAGGAAAGAAGCAGUGAAAAUGGGUCCACAUCCACCAUCUCCAGCGGUGAUCAGAACCAACAGUCGUUUGAGAAUGUGGACUCUUCACACAUGGCUACAUUCCCAUCGGGUUACGGACAGUUUGCUCUGGGAGUCUUUGACGACUCCUUUGAUUUUGGAGCGGGGCAGGGAACAGAGGACAACCGCGACACAGAGAAUCGGCGAGAACAGGAGUUGGCAUCACGGCAGCGUUACGGCGCCAGGCAACCUCGCGGCCGCCAUGACAUCCGUGGACAGGCAGGGAGACAUGAAGGAGUGCCCACUCUAGAGGGAAUCAUUCAGCAGCUAGUGAAUGGAAUAAUCGCCCCUACGGCAAUGCCAAAUAUUGGUGUGGGACCCUGGGGCGUGCUCCACUCAAACCCCAUGGAUUAUGCCUGGGGUGCCAACGGACUAGAUGCAAUCAUUACACAGUUAUUAAAUCAAUUUGAGAACACUGGCCCGCCGCCAGCUGACAGGGACAAAAUCAAGAGCCUUCCCACAAUCCCAAUCACACAGGAGCAUGUUGUCUCAGGUCUAGAAUGUCCAGUGUGUAAAGAAGACUACAGUGCUGGAGAAAAUGUUAGGCAACUUCCGUGUAAUCAUUUGUUUCAUAAUGAUUGCAUAAUACCUUGGCUUGAACAGCACGACACAUGUCCAGUGUGCAGGAAAAGCUUGAGUGGACAGAACACCGCUAUGAAUCCUCCAGGUCUAUCAGGGAUGAACUUUGCCUCUGCCUCAUCCCCUACACCCCCGUCCUCCACUUCAACCAACAACGAGAACUCAGCCAACAACUGCUAAAAAAACAUUCCCCACCUCACACCACCCUGUGAACUGCCCUGAGUGGGUGCCAGUCUCUGGCUGUAGAGGGGAACUAAGAGCACACACCCAGUCUCAUUCUCACUUGGAGCGCUGUCUCACACUGGACUGGAGCCAGCAGGAAUCCAAUCAAAUGAAAGUCAAUGUGUUUCUUCCCCAUCUGAGGCUCUCCUCAAGCCUUCAGGAAUGGUGCGCCUUGCCGGGUGGAAGGCUGACCCCCUACCUGGGGAGGAUAGGAACAUUAGGGGGGGUCACUCUGGAUAACCUCAUCAUGCAACAACAGAUCAAGCCAGUUAGUCCUGCAUUCUGAGGGCAGACAAGGGUGGGGAGGUUUUUCUGGUCUCUUACCAAGACAGAGUUGUUUUACAACGAGAGGUAUAUUAAUUUUAAUACUUUGGAUGCACAGCAAUUUGUGAAAAAGGAUAAAUAUAUUGCAUUCACUUUUUUAAAGUAGCAUCCAUAGCUGUACAGUUGUAGGCCUCAAAAUGGAACCUUCAGAAGUGGAGGAGGAGAAAGGAGGCUAAGUAUAGGAUGUCUACUUGGUUUGGAUUCUGCAUCUUGUUUCCAAUCUUAUCAAAUUUUAAGUUCGUUUUUUUUAAACAAAAGUACGUAUGAAUUUAUCAUUCAUACAAAAAAAAAAAAAAAAAUUCAAACAAUAACAACCCUACAUAAACAAAAGACCAAUAAACUGAUGCACACAAAUUUCAACCAACAUCGAUAUUACUACACCUGCUCAGACCCGCCUGUUCCCACCGCAACCAUACACAUCACGUAUGUCUCAACCAUACACAUCACGUAUGUCUCAACCAUACACAUCACGUAUGUCUCAACCAUACACAUCACGUAUGUCUCAACCAUACACAUCACGUAUGUCUCAACCAUACACAUCACGUAUGUCUCAACUACACUCCCCCUUCAUCCCCUGGAACUUUCCAGUGCUUGUCGCACUAUGCCACAUGGUCUCAAAUUGCACUGUUCUGAUUCUUUGUAGCCCACACCUUUAAAAUAUUUAAAUAAUUUGAUUCAUCCACUGUCGUAGUGAUGGAGGAUAAUUUUAUUUCCAGUUUGAGUAUAAGUAUGGUCCACCUGAUUGGGUAUCUCAGUUUCUUAUUGACUUAAGUUGCACUGAUGCCAUUGAUUUUGCUCUUUCAAUUAAGAAACAAACUACAUUUGGCUUGGGGUUUUUUGGAAAAUGUAUUUGGAUGCUGUCAAAUGUUAGUGAAUUCCUCUUAACUAUCGAGGGAAAAUCCAUUGUAGUUAACCUUCUAGACACAUUCUAACUCAGCCUUUUCUUAUUCAAUCAUACAUAAUCAGUGCGUUUCAGUGGAUUUUUGUUUAUACAUUAAGUUUAAUGUAAAAAAUUCACAAAAUACAAUUUUAAGUGAAAUAUUGAUUUGCAGAUGAUGUAAACCCCUGAACAAAACAAUCGAUUUGAAAAUAAAGAUGUUUUGGGUGCUACCGCUCAAUAUUCAAGUGAA
Salvelinus sp. IW2-2015 is the source of this 2478-nucleotide messenger RNA. Its product is annotated as E3 ubiquitin-protein ligase RNF126. Gene Ontology annotation, biological process: protein ubiquitination. Lineage: Eukaryota; Metazoa; Chordata; Actinopteri; Salmoniformes; Salmonidae. Gene Ontology annotation, cellular component: cytoplasm. Gene Ontology annotation, molecular function: ubiquitin protein ligase activity. The record is from RefSeq and is a predicted model, not a curated record.